CCCGGAGCUCUGAGCCUCCACCGCACCUGGGGUCAGGAGAGGGCAGAGCCAGCCUGAUAAACUGGCAGGACCGGAGGCGCCCUCAGCUUCAGUCCUGAGGGCCGCUCUCUGUUCACCUGAGCCGGGUGCCCUGCCACCAGCUCUGACUCCAGAAACAGCUCCAGAGAGAACCCCAAAGACACGGCUGGCGUGGCAGUGAGUCUCGGGGUCCCCCGCGUGCCGGGCGGGGAGGUUCCCGAGUUCCCACUGGAGGUGCGCCAGGUGGGAGCGCCGCCCGCUGAGGUGAGAAAGAUAAGGCUCAUGGAUACAGCUUUUCCAAGGAGACACAACCAGUGUCUCAACCGCUGAUACAAACAGUGUCAUGGUCAGAAUGAAGACUCAGGUCUGUCUGGCUUCACAGCCCACAUCCCAUCCACUACGAUGACGCCUGGAGAACUAGCCCUUGCCACUGGAAACUACACCCCCGUCACCCACUUCAUCUUGCUGGGAUUCUCCAAUGACCCAGACCUCCAGAAGCUUCUCUUCGGAGGCUUCCUGCUCAUCUACGCCAUGACCUUGGUGGGCAACCUGGGGAUGAUGGCGCUCAUCCUCACGGACUCCCACCUCCACAGUCCCAUGUACUUCUUUCUCAGCAUCCUCUCUUUCCUCGAUGUCUGUUACUCCUCGGUGGUCACACCCAAGCUGCUGGUCGACCUCCUGGCUUCUGACAGGUCCAUCUCCUUCAAGGGCUGCGUGGUCCAGAUGACCUUCUUUGUGAUGCACGCCACAGCUGAGAGCUUCCUGCUGGCUUCCAUGGCCUACGACCGCUGCACGGCCAUCUGCCGACCUCUCCACUACGGCUCUGUCAUGACCAGGGGCACCUGUCUCCAGCUGGUGGCUGCUUCCUAUGCUUUUGGUGGAGCUAAUUCUGCUCUUGAAUCGGGGAAUGUCUUUGCUCGGCCUUUCUGUGGGCCCAACCAGGUACCACACUACUUCUGUGACAUCCAACCCCUUCUCCGCCUGGCCUGUGCAAACACAGCCGUGGCAAGAGUGAUCCUCUAUGUCUUCUCUGCCCUGGUUCUCCUUCUGCCUGUUUCCCUCAUCCUCACCUCCUACGGCCUGGUCUUGCUGGCCAUUGGGAGGAUGCGCUCAGCAGCUGGGAAGGAGAAGGCCCUCUCCACGUGUGCCUCCCACUUCCUGGCCAUUGCCAUCUUCUACAGCACCGUGAUUUUCACCUACGUCCAGCCCCAUGGAUCCACCGAUGAUACCAGCGGCCAGGUAGUGUCUGUCUGCUACACCAUCAUAACCCCCAUGCUCAACCCCUUCAUCUAUAGCCUCCGCAACAAGGAGGUGAAGGAGGCCCUGCAGAGGAAGCUCCUGCUAAACCCCUCGAGGCUGUUUGUUGGCAAGAGGAAGGCAUAGCCUCUUCCAAAUCAGACUGUGAACUGUCCUAGCCAGGAGCAGCCUGGUUUGGAAGGAGAGGGAAGAAGUGAGAAAGAAACAGCAGAUAUCAUCCUUUGUGAUGGUCUUAUUUUACAGUGAAGGAUACUUCACUCUGUAAAAACAAACUAUUUAAAAUCAUACAGUUGGUGAGAGGGUGAGUAUUCAAAAUCAGAGCUUCCACAAAAACAUCAGAGCUAUUUCAGUUACCCCAUAGCCACAUGCCGUUUAUCAGCAGCUCAUCAUGACUCCCAGGGAACAUCACACCAGGGGCAACAGAAUUAUUCCAGCUUUCCCACUGACUCAGUGACAUGGGGGGAGGCUCCAGGGGCUCAGUUCUUUCUUCCUGUUCCACAAAGAAGGAUGGCCUGGAUAGAAGGGUCCUUAUUUCUCACUGCUGCUGUGUUUUGAUGAGCUGUCCGGUUAAAUAAAACCUCAGGAUCAAAAGAGAACUUGCCCCAAACAUCUGUUUUUCUAGACAGACAUUUGUACAUCUUAUAAUUCUCCAGAGUGUGUGUGUGUGUGUUUGUGUAUGUGUGUGAGAGAGAGAGAGAAAGACAUUUAGGCAGAUACAGCUUUGUCUAAGAUGCGGUGCUUCAGGAGACUGAUCCCAA
Cervus elaphus (red deer) is the source of this 2033-nucleotide messenger RNA. RefSeq names its product olfactory receptor 5B21-like. Gene Ontology annotation, molecular function: olfactory receptor activity; odorant binding; G protein-coupled receptor activity. Gene Ontology annotation, biological process: sensory perception of smell; G protein-coupled receptor signaling pathway. The coding region runs from base 421 to 1401 and encodes 326 amino acids. Gene Ontology annotation, cellular component: membrane. The record is from RefSeq and is a predicted model, not a curated record. The transcript is spliced from 3 exons. Lineage: Eukaryota; Metazoa; Chordata; Mammalia; Artiodactyla; Cervidae.